Calidris pugnax (ruff) is the source of this 2179-nucleotide messenger RNA. Its product is annotated as serine/arginine repetitive matrix protein 3-like. Lineage: Eukaryota; Metazoa; Chordata; Aves; Charadriiformes; Scolopacidae. The transcript is spliced from 2 exons. Bases 1 to 453 code for a protein of 150 amino acids. The record is from RefSeq and is a predicted model, not a curated record.
AUGGCACACACCGGGCAGGGUACGACACCCCGGCUGCCGCGGCCGAGCCCACCCCGGCGCGCAGGGAGGAGGAGGAGGAGGAGGAGGAGGAGAAGGAGGGGAAGAAGGAGGAGCCGCUGCCCGCGGACCGCUCCGCGCUACAGCGCCGCCGGCGGCAUCACCCGCACCGCCCCGGCCGCCGAGGCCUGCGGGGACGGCUCGGAGCGGGGAGGCGGGCUGCGGGCGGGCCGGCCGGCUUCCUUCCCGCAAGCGGGCCGCCGAGCAGGGCCGGGCCGCGGUGGCCACAGCCUCGCCUGCAGGGGAGGAAAAAAUCCCGAGAGAAGCGGCGGGACGCGGCCCUGGGCGGCGUGGGGGCAGCCUGACGGCAGGUGGUUGAAGAUGCCUUCAACGGCUGCUGUGACACAAAGACUGCCCAGUAUUUGUCUCCCGUGGAAUGACUCUUGCAGGAUUUAGUCUACAAGAAACCAAUUCCCUGCAUUUGAAUACAGCUGGCAAACAGAAUCGUGGUUCGUAGAGCAUCAGACCAAUUUGACUCAUCAUCAUGUUAAAUGAUGGUGAUGAAACUUUGUUUUCUGUCAUUUAAAAUGGCCACAGAAGAGUUAAAAAAAUAGGUUAGGACUCUGUGAUAUAUAGCUGAGUAUAAUUCUCAGAUGUGAAUUACCUUAAAAUUGGUUGUUUUGUUCAGAAACCAAAGAUAACAAUCCACAGCAUGCUGAAAGAAGAGAGUAUGAGAGAGUGAAGUAUAAACUAAAUUGAAAGCAAGCAAAUACAUUGAGGACACUUCUCUUAAAUUAAUUUUUUCAUUUAAAAUGUUAUCAGAAGCUGCUACAGAACUUGAAGAAUUUUCAUAACAGUACAGUAGAGAAGUAUGUUGAAUCUAGGUUAAACUUCCUCCUGCCUCCCAGAAAUCUUUAUUGUAGUUUAACAAGAAACAUUUUCAUUGUUAUUUCCUUUAUAAACAUUUAAAAGUGAAUAAAAAAUUUGCAUGUUGUAUUUCAAACACAAACCCAAAGCAUUUUAGAAUGCUUCAGCCCACCACCCAACAACUUCCAUAUACGUUUGGUAAAUUCCUGUUCUACUUACAUCAACAGCAUGGCUCCAGCUGAAUUCAGUGGAGUAAGAAAUAUGUCCAAUUAAUCUCUUUUGUUUAGGUAAUUUUUUAGAUUUUCUUUAGCACGUUAAUAGUGAAAAAUAUUUGUAAGCAUUAGACAUAAUCUUAAAUGAGAUGUAUAUUAAAAAUGUUUACAUUUUUAAGCAUAUACCCUAGUUUAGCAACAGAUUCUUUUUGUUAAUUUUGAAAAUUUCUAAAGAUUUCAACCAGUCUUAUCAGAGUGUACUGGAAAUCUUCUUAGAAUUCAGGAUUACAUAAUCUUGUGCCUGGGGCUGUUUUCUUAUGACAAAACAGACAAUGUUUAGAUUCUGCUUGAGUUAUUAAAAGUUUUUACUACUUCAUUAGUAGUAACAGAUUACUACAGAUUAUUAAAAUUAGACAUAGGUAUUAUUCAGUGCUUAAGUCAUCUUUCAGGCAUUACUGAGUGUGUAUUGAGUGCCUUUGUAAUACAAGAAAUACCUGUACUUGACUGUAAACGCAGGAUUAGUCCCAUUGAUCGCAACAAAAAUUACCAUGCACAUAAAUUAGGAACAUUCUUAAAAUAUCUUGAUGACCUAUGCAGACAGUUUAUUUUGCUAUCAGUCUAAAAAUACGAACUAGGUAGUUCUGACUACAUCUGAGAAUUUCAAGUAAGUAGUUUCUUUACAAUCUUUACAAUCAGGAAAUUUAAUACCAGGAAGAAACAAACCCUCCUUCCAAUGAAUCAUCUAAUUUAAAAGUCAUCUAUGAAUAAAACAUUAAUAUGUGGCUAAACAUUUGGAAAUAUCAGGUGAGUAUACAUUCUUUAAUCCUCUGAGGUAUGCUGAAGUAGGACAAUUUGUACAGAUGUACAAAUAGUGUGCAUGCCCUAGAUUGUUACAGAAUUUUUACUUAAAUUAAUUUUGUCUUUGAAUACUUAAACCUCAAGCAUAACUUCACAGGUAUGUUGUUUCAUCUCCACACAAAAUAGUUCAGCCUAGUAAAAUUUAAAACCUUAACAGAGGGAGAAGAUUCCAGGAUGCUCCUGCUAGGGAAAUAUAAUCUUCUUUAUCCUAAAAUGUUUUUUUCAACAUGUUGAGGAUUUUUAGC